AUGAUGCCAGGAGCCAUGGAUGAUGUUUUCCUCACGUAUACUCACACUCACCUUCUUCGAGAGGGCGAUGAUAUCGUGGUACAGCCUGGAACAGAUCGGACAAUUACCACCAAAUGCUUCGUGGCGCUUGCUACGACAAUCUUUGGUCUGGAUAACAGAGAAAAGCCGAUCGUCCAGCGAGGUCUGCGCAGAUAUGGAGUGGCUCUGAAAGCCCUCAAUCGAGCUCUGAGCGAUUCUGACGACUGUCGAUCAUUCGAUGUCUUGGAGGCAGUCAUCGUGAUGGCGCUAUUUGAAUUACUCGUUGGCGAUCGCGAAGAUGGCUGGAUAGGGCACGCACGAGGCUUCGAACAACUUCUGGAUAUGAGAGGACCCGAGUCGAUGCAGGCACUGCCAUGUCUCAUCAUCUUGGAGAGGGCCCGGACGGCCAUGAUCUUCGCUGCGCUUGUCACUCAUAACCGCACCUUGAUAUCAAACCCGAAAUGGAAGCAGAUUCCAUGGAUGCUUCAUCCAGAGCGCAAGGACGCCUUGCAGCUCCUUCUCGACAUCGUUGCGGACUGCCCAGACAUCUUCGUUCUGCGAGACCAAGUUCUCACCCCUCGGAAAGGAGUUCCACUGCCGAUAUCCAUCCCAUCGCUACGAGACAAGGGCCUGAAGAUACUUCAUGAUCUAGAGAAUUGGGAGACGCUUUGGGGAUCUAUGGCGCUCAGUCGAUGGGAUGCAGUUCCUUCUCCCAGCACCACUCCAACACACUCGCGCCCAGAUGGACUUCGACAGCUGGCAUGGCCCACAGUCUUACGCUACCACUCCCUCCACGAUGCUAGUGUUUCUACCACAUUUCACGGGGCUUUGAUCCUUGUUUUGCUGUUCAUUCAGAGUCUGAAUGUGGAUUCGCAAGAGCCGGCAGAAACAGGGCAACUAAAACGAAUGUACGUCUCGGGGAUAACGAUUUGUCGCAGUGUGGACUACCACCUGGAGAAACUACGGGAUGUCGGCAGCUCAUCCAUCUUGUUCCCAAUGAGAAUGGCGUUUGAGAUCGUAGGAAAGACGGAUAAAGAUAUUGGCACCUGGCUGGCUUUCCAGCUGAAGGUGAUUUCGUCGGGCUCGUCCGGUCGGUGGGCCAUGGCGGAACAUCUGUUGGGCAUGAGGCCGACAUAA
This is a messenger RNA of Colletotrichum karsti, 1155 nucleotides long. RefSeq lists its product as uncharacterized. The record is from RefSeq and is a predicted model, not a curated record. The transcript has 2 exons. NCBI's taxonomy places the organism in Eukaryota, Fungi, Ascomycota, Sordariomycetes, Glomerellales, Glomerellaceae. Bases 1 to 1155 code for a protein of 384 amino acids.